Symbiodinium sp. CCMP2592 is the source of this 834-nucleotide messenger RNA. NCBI's taxonomy places the organism in Eukaryota, Dinophyceae, Suessiales, Symbiodiniaceae. The record is from the annotation of a GenBank genome assembly.
AUGAGUGCUUCGGGUGACUCUGCUGGGAGCUGCAUCGUCUACGUGACGGGCCGGUCAACUUCCUCUCGGCAAACCGAGGUGCUGCUACAAGGAUCCGUGGAUGCCACGGCCAGCGCUGCCAGCCGACGAGGUGGUGCAGGCGUAGCGGCCUACAUCGAUCACACGCUGGAUGAUGAGUCGAAGCAGUUUGUGAAGCUGCUCUCCGAGCUACACGGGCGGCUUGACUUGCUCGUGAACAACGCCUUUCUGAUGCCAAAGCCGGACACGCUCUUCUUUUCGGCUCCCGUGUGGCAACAACCCUGCAGGCUCUUGGACGAGCAAUUCUGCAUCGGAGCUCGUAACCAUGUGGUACUCUCUUUGUUGUCCCGAGAUCUCUUGAGCAAGGCACGUGGAUGUGUUAUCAACGUGAGCUCUGGUGGGUCGCAAGGGAACACCCAGGUCUUCCCCGUGGCAUAUCACGUGAACAAGGCUGCAUACGACCGAAUGGUACUGGCUCUCGCAUGCCAGCUACAGAACUGCUCCGUGAGCGUGCUGACGCUCUGGCCAGGCUCUGUCGCGACGGAACGGAUGGUGGUGGGCAAGCGUCGCUUUCAAGGAUGGCUGACUGAUCCGGAGACGACGCUCUUCUCUGGUCGAGCCGUGGUCAAGCUGGGCGAGCUCAGCGCCGAGGCGCGUCUUCGACUGUCUGGGAGGACUUUGACGACGGUCGAGGUCCUGUAUAUGUCCGGCGGCUUCGAUGUGGAUGGCUACCGUCAUGAUCUUCAGCGAGAAGCUUCCUUUGCGAUUGCUCAAUACUUCUCGGAAGCACCCAGCAUGACGAGAGUUGUGAAUUGA